UGCUGCCAGGUGGGGGGCUGCGGGCCCGGUCUGCCGGAGGGAUUUGCUCCGCCGGUGGGUGUUCCGCAGCGGUCACGGAGUUGCAGAUUGUUCAAACAUCUGGAUCUUUUCGGUUUGGUUGGCUGGAACUGCUCUUGGCUAGAAACUAUGAAGACACAUUUUGCAUAAAGCUUUUACAUGAGUGAGGCCAUGACAUCUUCAACAAACUUAGACGUUGGGGCCCAGUUAAUUGUAGAAGAAUGUGCCACAAGCUACAGCCUUUCACCCAUGCCAGACAUUAAAGUGGAGCAUCAGCUUGAAUCUAGCACAGAGGAAGGCCCAGCUCAGAGUGUUGCCAUGGGAAUGAAAUUCAUUUUGCCGAAUAGAUUUGAUAUGAACGUUUGCUCACGAUUUGUGAAAUCUCUGAACGAAGAGGACAGCAAAAACAUUCAAGACCAAGUUAACUCUGACCUUGAAGUGGCAUCCGUCUUAUUUAAAGCUGAAUGCAACAUCCACACUUCUCCUUCCCCUGGUAUCCAAGUAAGACAUGUUUAUACUCCAUCAACUACUAAGCAUUUCUCGCCAAUAAAACAGUCAACUACCCUCACUAACAAACACAGGGGAAAUGAAGUUUCUACUACACCUCUGCUUGUGAACUCUUUGUCAGUUCAUCAGCUGGCUGCUCAGGGAGAAAUGUUGUAUCUGGCCACACGUAUUGAACAAGAAAAUGUAAUCAAUCAUAAGGAUGAAGAAGGAUUUACCCCUCUGAUGUGGGCUGCAGCUCAUGGACAGAUAGCAGUGGUGGAAUUUCUUCUUCAGAAUGGUGCAGAUCCUCAGAUUUUGGGAAAAGGGCGAGAAAGUGCUCUCUCACUGGCUUGCAGUAAAGGAUACACAGAUAUUGUCAAAAUGCUGCUUGACUGUGGAGUUGAUGUUAAUGAAUAUGACUGGAAUGGAGGCACACCUCUACUAUAUGCAGUACACGGGAAUCAUGUGAAAUGCGUAAAAAUUCUCCUUGAAAGUGGUGCUGAUCCAACUAUUGAAACAGAUGCUGGCUGUAAUUCCAUGGAUUUAGCUGUAGCCUUGGGCUAUCGGAGUGUUCAACAGGUUAUUGAGUCUCAUUUACUAAGGCUACUUCAAAGUAUCAAGGAAUAAUGUUUGGCCCUUCGGCAGGUGUCAUUCUUGGCUUGGAAAUUGGAACUGCUUUUUAGCCCUGUAAUCAGUGACAAGCAUUGGCUAUUUACCUCAGCUCAUAUAUGUGUGCUGGGUUUAGUUAAGCUUUUUAAUAUUCUUCCUCUUCUGUUGUUGUUCAUAGAAAUUGGUGAUGUCAUCCUUUUCUUAAAUACACUUUAUAUAAUUUUAGAAAAGUCAGUUGUCAUGCGUGAAAAACUUUGUAAAAUAAAACCAGUUUUGACCAUCUAAAUGUUUAUACUGAGUGCAGUAGGUGGCACUGUGAUAGGUGUCCUGGUUCAUUACAUCAUUAUAUAUACACAGGAAAAAAAUUGUCUAGUUAUUGAGAUGUGUCACCACAGAGUAUAGAUGUCUUUGCUGUUAAUUACACUAAAAUGUGCACCAUGUGUGAUUGCUUUAAGAUCCCCAGUUAGUGUUACUGUGUCAGCUUUUGGCUUUGUCCUGUUUUGGAAAAGUUUGGUAAUAAACUGAAGGGCUUUGAUGACAGGAAGUCCAUUCCUACCUGAUUUCUUUCUAUCUUCCUCUGCCUUCCUGUUGUCCUGACACAACUAGGUCAGAGCAUCCUAAGUAGACAUUUCCCUGGUAUAAGGAAAUCUAACUGCAAGUGCAGAAUGCCUAGCUCCUAAAUAUCCUUGCAGUGGCUGAAAGCAGCCAUCAUCUGUAAGGGAAGAGAGGCCAGAGCCUACUGCAUUCCAGCCUUCUUCAUCCAAAGUGUAGUCCUUUGCAUCACAGAACUACAGAGUUUCUUCAGUUGCAGGGGACCUAUGAAGAUCAUUUAGUCCAACUCCCUGCUCCUCGCACCUAUAGCUAAAUCACCUAUAGCUAAGCCAUAUGAAUGUCAUUCAGACCUUGCUUGAAUUCAACAGAUUUGGUUCUGUGAUCAUUUCCCUUGGGAGUCUGUUCCAGGAGGGGCCAACCACCUUCUCAGUGAAUAACCUUUUCCUAAUGCCCAAUCUGAACUUGCCCUGAUGACGCUUCAUUCUAAUUCUGUGUGUCCUGUAUUGUUGAUCACUAAAAAGAUCGGCACCUCUUCCUCUGCUGCCUACCUUGAGGUGGUCAUAGGCUGCAAUCAUGUCACCCCUCAGCCUUCUCCAAGCAGAGCAAACCAGAUGAUCUCAGGCACACCUAAGUCUUGCCCUUAAGGCCUUUCACCGUUUUGGUUGCUCUCCUUUAGACAUAUUCUUAACAGUUUGAUGUCUGCCUUAUAUUAAGGUGCCCAAAACUGCACACAGUACUUGAGGUGGGGCCACACCAGUGCAGU
Dryobates pubescens (Downy woodpecker) is the source of this 2428-nucleotide messenger RNA. RefSeq names its product ankyrin repeat family A member 2 (gene ANKRA2). The coding region runs from base 178 to 1131 and encodes 317 amino acids. Gene Ontology annotation, cellular component: nucleus. The record is from RefSeq and is a predicted model, not a curated record. The transcript is spliced from 9 exons. Gene Ontology annotation, molecular function: protein binding. Gene Ontology annotation, biological process: regulation of gene expression. Lineage: Eukaryota; Metazoa; Chordata; Aves; Piciformes; Picidae.